Molecule: messenger RNA, 2180 nt
Organism: Choloepus didactylus (southern two-toed sloth)
Lineage: Eukaryota; Metazoa; Chordata; Mammalia; Pilosa; Megalonychidae
Product: male-specific lethal 3 homolog
Exons: 1
Coding region: 228-1799 (523 amino acids)
Biological process (GO): chromatin organization; regulation of DNA-templated transcription
Cellular component (GO): nucleus; NuA4 histone acetyltransferase complex; MSL complex
Source: RefSeq, a predicted model, not a curated record
AGGGCCGUGAGCGCGCGCUCGGCCUGUCCGAGGCCCCCGCGGCGGCGCGGGGCGGGAGGGGGCGGGGCCGAGGGGGCCGGGGGAGGGGCGGCCGGAGCUGCGCCACGGCCCCGCCCCCUCCGCUGUCCCCGGGCCGCGGCGCCGCACCUCCCCGCCCCCACCCUCCCCGCCCCCACCGCGCUGCGCCCCGCCCGGCCUGGACUCGCUCCCUCCGCCACGAUGAGCAGAUGAGCUCGAGGGAGGGCAUGAAAUUCCAAUUCCACUCGGGGGAGAAAGUGCUGUGCUUCGAGCCGGACCCCACCAAGGCGCGAGUGCUGUACGAUGCCAAGGUUGUCGAUGUUAUUGUCGGGAAAGACGAAAAAGGAAGAAAGAUCCCAGAAUAUUUGAUCCAUUUUAAUGGUUGGAACAGAAGCUGGGACAGGUGGGCAGCUGAAGAUCAUGUGCUUCCUGACACAGAUGAAAACCGAAGAUUGCAGCGUAAAUUGGCAAGAAAAGCUGUAGCUUGCCUGAGAAGAAAAGGAAGAAAGAAGAAGCGCUGCAGGUUGCCUGGUGUUGACUGUGUCUUAAAAAGCCUCCCUGUUGAAGAAAAAGAUGAAAAUGCUGAAAAUUCAAUAAGCAAUUCCUCUGCUGACAGCAGCGAAGAAACAGAUGCGGGAAUAAGAAGUGAAGAAAGUGAUAUUGAAGAAAAGACCGAAGUGAAAGAAGAGCUAGAGCUGCGCACAAAAAGGGAAAUGGAAGAAAGAACAAUAACUAUAGAUAUUCCUGAAGUUCUGAAGAAGAAGCUUGAGGAUGAUUGUUACUACAUUAACAGGAGGAAACGGUUAGUGAAAUUGCCAUGCCAGACCAACAUCAUAACUAUUUUGGAAUCCUAUGUGAAGCAUUUUGCUAUCAAUGCAGCCUUUUCGGCCAAUGAAAGGCCUCGUCACCAUCACACCAUGUCACAUGCCAACAUGAAUGUGCACUAUAUUCCAGCAGAGAAGAAUGUUGACCUUUGUAAGGAGAUGGUUGAUGGCUUAAGAAUAACCUUUGAUUACAGUCUCCCAUUGGUUUUAUUCUAUCCAUAUGAACAAGCUCAGUAUAAAAAGGUGACUUCAUCCAAAUUUUUCCUUCCAAUUAAGGAAAGUGCCACAAACACUACCAGGAACCAGGAGGAGCUGUCUCCGAGCCCACCUUUGUUGAAUCCAUCCACUCCACAGUCCACCGAGAGUCAGCCUACCACAGGCGAGCCAGCCACACCCAAAAGACGCAAAGCUGAGCCAGAAGCCUUGCAGUCUCUGAGACGGUCCACUCGCCACACCUCAAGCUGUGACAGGCUGUCUGAAAGUAGCGCAUCACCUCAGCCCAGACGCCGGCAUGCAGACUCAUCUGCCACCAUGCCCAAGCUGUUCCUGCACCUGGAAAAGAAGACACCUGUACAUAGCAGAUCAUCAUCACCUAUUCCUCUGACUCCUAACAAGGAAGGUAGUGGUGUGUUUGCUGGCUUUGAAGGGAGAAGAAAUAAUGAAAUAAACGAGGUCCUUUCCUGGAAACUCAUGCCUGACAAUUACCCCCCGAGUGACCAGCCACCUCCACCCUCCUACAUUUAUGGGUCACAACAUCUGCUGCGCUUGUUUGUCAAACUUCCAGAAAUCCUUGGAAAGAUGUCUUUUUCUGAGAAGAAUCUAAAGGCUUUACUGAAGCACUUUGAUCUCUUUCUGAGGUUUUUAGCAGAAUACCAUGACGACUUCUUCCCAGAGUCUGCUUAUGUUGCUGCCUGUGAGGCACACUACAGCACCAAGAAUCCCAGGGCAAUUUAUUAAAGUUCUUGGCUUCUGUAAGAACAGUUUCUCUAUCUAGCUCUGUGCUCUAGAUUUCAGUGUAAGAACUAACAAACAGUGGGGUCAUGAAAGUUCAAAUAAGAGUUAGAAGUUGCAGUUAUUUGUUAGCAAUAAACACAUUUUUUUAGUUAUUCAUUCACAUACAUUUUUUUUUCAAACUUCCUUUUUCUUCUGAGGCUGAAUAACUCUCAGACAAAUUUUAGUUUUACUUGGAAACUGCAAAUUGGUCACAAAGUAUUUUAGAGGGAAUUGGUAUUGAUGGCAAAAAAGAAAAUUAUAGCUACACAUUUGCUUGUUAAGAUUCCCUUUCUGUAAAACCUUAUUUUUGUUCAUCUCAAUAAAGCGCUGUCCGACUUUCUGAGA